Molecule: messenger RNA, 1519 nt
Organism: Papilio xuthus (Asian swallowtail)
Lineage: Eukaryota; Metazoa; Arthropoda; Insecta; Lepidoptera; Papilionidae
Exons: 3
Coding region: 50-1519 (489 amino acids)
Source: RefSeq, a predicted model, not a curated record
UUUUCCGCCAAGAAAUAUAAGAAAAUUAAGGUAUUCCUCCUGUAUACAAAUGCAGUCAAGUGACGUUUUUAAACUAGAGGAUGAUUUUAUAAAUGUACAAUGCUUUGAAAAGGAUGUAAGAAACAAUUCUCGUAUAAUUUACGACGAUGUUUAUAGCUUUAUUAAGAGAAAAAAUAAUACGAAUAAAAAUAAAUCUACAUUUAAAAAUAAAUACAACGUUCUUAUAUUGGGUUUGGAUUCUAUGUCAUUACGACGGCUGGAGCAAACAAUGACGCGUACAGCUGAAUACUUAAAGAAAAAUCUUUGGCUAAGUUUUAAAGGAUAUCAUAAGAUUGGAGAUAACACUAUCCCAAAUAUAAUGGCUGCAUUAACGGGCAAAAAUAUUUCAUCAAUUAUCAAGGACUGCGCGGGAAAAAUGUUUUCCUGCAAUAAAUUCAUACUAUGGAGCUAUUUUAAGACAGCAAACUACGUAACAGCAUAUGGCGAAGAUUAUCUACGCCUGCCAGAUACAUUUAGCAGAAGUUACGCAUUCCGUUCUCCUCCUACUGACCAUUACAUGCGAACAUUUUUCCUAAAAAGUGAACUCGAAAACGGUAACAAAUCACACGUAUGUUCAGGAAAGUAUUUAUCAGGACAACACGUACUAGACUACGCAUUCGAUUUUGUGCACACGUACAGAAAAGUACGCAAUUUUGGUAUCUUCUGGAUAAAUUCUUUCAGUCAUAAUGUAAACAGCCGUCCCGAGGACGCAGAUAAACUUUUUGUAGAUUUCUUUAAGAAAUUAUCUGAUAUUGCUGUUCUGAAUGACACUUUUAUAUUUUUCUUCAGCGAUCAUGGCGUACGUUUCGGUGAUCAUCGUAUGUAUGUGGAAUCUUACUACGAUGAACGAAUGCCGUUUCUUUUCAUGUGGAUACCUGAUAUAUUUAAACUUAACCAUCCUGACAUAAUGGAAUCUUUAAAAAUAAAUCAAUAUAGAUUAAUAACUCCGUAUGAUCUGUAUUUAACUAUUAGAGACGUUAAUCAAAUAUCUAUUAAACAUAAAUCUGGUUCCGAAGGUUGUCCGAAGUGUCAAAGUAUGUUCGAUGUUGUUAGUUCGAAUCGUACAUGCCAGGACGUUGCCGUUAACGAUAAGUGGUGUAGCUGUCAUGAACUAUAUCCCCUUCACGAAGAUAACGAGCGAACAAAAACCGUGCAAUUUGUCGUUUCCCAUAUUAAGAGUAUAAUAGCGUCUGUUAAGACGAAAUCUUGUUGGACAUGCACGAGUUUGUCGUUAGGUAAAAUUAACAGAAUUCAUUAUUACUACGAUAAAGAAAGAAUUAAUAUUUAUUAUGUUGUUGCUAUCACAUUAACGCCAGGAAAUAUGUCGUAUGAAGCUACUGUUAUGAAAGAUAAAUCGAAGUUGCAUCUAGUUGGUCAAAUAAGCGUUAUAUCUCCAUAUCGGAAUUUCGGCAAAUGUACAAUACAAUAUAAAGAUCGCUUGUUUUGCGUAUGUGAAAAAAUUGGUAACUGUAAGACUUAA